AUGGAGGAGCGUGGCGAUGCGUUGAUGGCGGAGGCGGAGAAAAAGCUGAAGAAACGCUCGUGGUUCUCGUCGAGCGACACGAAAGUGGAUGAGUCGCAUGACACAUUUCUGCAGGCAGCCACGCAGUACAAGGCAGCUGGCAAUUUUACGAAGGUGGCCCAGGCGUACAAGCGUGCCUCUGAAAUGUCUUGCAAGAACAACAGCGAGUGUGAUCAGGCGGUGGAGAUGGAGGAGGCAGCAAAGGCCUACUUCAAGGCCGGCGACGCGAAGUCGGCAGCGACGCUGCUCAAGGACGUUGUGGACAUGUAUGACAAGGCCCAGAAGUACACAAACGCAGCCAAGGUGUGCUCUCUACUGGGCGACAUCACCAUGGGCGAUGAGGCUAUAAGGUGGCUGCAAGAGGCCGUGCGCUACUUCCGCAAUCAAGGUGCGAAGGUGACGGCCUCUGAGAUUGUGCUCAAGAUGGCGAACAUAAAGGCAGGCUCUGGCGACUACGCCGGGGCGCAGCAGCUCUACGACCAUCUUGCCCGCGAGGCAUUGGAGGACCGUGUGGCGCGCGGCAACGCACGCAAGCUGUUCUUUACGGCUCUCUUGUGCCAACUGGCCCUCAUGACGCCGGAGAGUCUCAUGGAGGAUGUAGGCGUGCUCGAGGAGCGUUUCCAGGAGUACCAGGACCUCGACACGCAGUUCAACAUGAACACUCGCGAGCACAUGGUUAUGACGGACAUGAUUGCAGCUAUCCAAGGCGAGGACACGGCCAUGUUCGACGAGGCGGUUCGCGAGUACGACUCCAUCUGUCCCCUGGACGACCUUCGCGAGAAGAUGAUCCUCAAGGGGAAGCAAGCUCUUCGUGAGCGGAUGAGUGACCUGCGGUAG
This is a messenger RNA of Leishmania braziliensis MHOM/BR/75/M2904, 876 nucleotides long. RefSeq lists its product as hypothetical. Gene Ontology annotation, biological process: intracellular protein transport; SNARE complex disassembly. The record is from RefSeq and is a predicted model, not a curated record. Lineage: Eukaryota; Euglenozoa; Kinetoplastea; Trypanosomatida; Trypanosomatidae. The transcript has a single exon. Gene Ontology annotation, cellular component: SNARE complex; vacuolar membrane. The coding region runs from base 1 to 876 and encodes 291 amino acids. Gene Ontology annotation, molecular function: soluble NSF attachment protein activity; syntaxin binding.